Molecule: messenger RNA, 1158 nt
Organism: Chiloscyllium plagiosum (whitespotted bambooshark)
Lineage: Eukaryota; Metazoa; Chordata; Chondrichthyes; Orectolobiformes; Hemiscylliidae
Source: RefSeq, a predicted model, not a curated record
GGAAGCUGCACGCGGGAACGAGGUAGAGCUCUUGUCCUUCGACCGUUGGAAAUGGCGGGACUGAUGUUGAUUCUCGCGCUAAUGACAAUAACGUUAGACUGUGCAGAUGGUAUUAAUUGUCCUGGGAAUCGUGACUGGUAUAUGAGGAAUGAUCACUGUUAUCUUUGGAAACCAUCUUUAACAGCUACUUGGGAAAGAGCACUAAAUAUCUGCAGAGCUUAUAGAGGUACUGACUUAGUGUACUUGGACAGUUUAGAUGAAAAGGAUUGGCUUACAACUCAAGUCACUGAGGUGUUUUGGACUGGACUCAAUGAUCGGGCAACUGAAUCUGUUUUCCAGUGGACAACAAAUAGUUCUCUGGAUGCAGAUCUAGAGCCGUUCUUAAAGAAUGAUUUGAUGAAUGGAGAUUCAAAAGACUGUAUUGAGAUGGAUGCAAAUACAGGACAGCUAAUGGACAGAAGCUGCUCAGAAAUAAAAACAUUUGUUUGUAAAUCAAAAAAAUUUAUGGACUGGUUUCUGAAAGAGGAGAAGAGGGGACUAAUUUCCAAACCACCUUAUUCUUACGAUUCAAGACCAACUUUAGCUGAAGCCAAAAUCACCUGUUUGCAGCGAGGGAUUGCUUGCAAGGCAGUUCUGGAGACUGAUGCUCCACAUGUUUUCUAUAUUCUACAUUCUUCACCAAUACUUAAGCACAACCCUGUUUCCAACAUCUAUAUUCCAUCAGUGUGUGUUUCUAAUUUUCCUGCAUCAAAAUGUGGCUUUGAAGAUCAACUGUGUGAUUGCACUGGUGUUAUGCAGACUUCCUUCACUGAAGUAUGUGGUAUUUCUGUGGAUGCCUGCAAGAACUACUGUGUUACGAAGAAAGAUGGCACAGAUUGUGGCAAGUGUAUCCCAAUUUGUCCAGAUGAUGCUAAUGAGAUUUUGAAGAAAGGUUCAACAUCACUGAAGUCACAUUUCGUUGCUAGCUGCCUCAGUCAUCUGUAAUAUUAGUCAAUUGUCUUAUUUGCUUCUUUCUUAGUACAUCAGAAGAUAAUUAUUUAAAUAAUUGUAUUUUUCUUGUAUAUUAAAUAGAUUGUUAGUGCAUUCUUUGCUGUAGUGUAGUUAUUUUGCUAACUUUUCAAAAACACCUUUCAAUUCUUCACCCCCUAUAGUAGAGAA